Molecule: messenger RNA, 2087 nt
Organism: Tarenaya hassleriana
Lineage: Eukaryota; Viridiplantae; Streptophyta; Magnoliopsida; Brassicales; Cleomaceae
Product: probable LRR receptor-like serine/threonine-protein kinase RPK1
Exons: 1
Coding region: 141-1904 (587 amino acids)
Biological process (GO): protein phosphorylation
Molecular function (GO): protein kinase activity; ATP binding
Source: RefSeq, a predicted model, not a curated record
CUUGUUCCUUCAAUGCCGUUUCUUCUUUCUCGAAUUGAAUUCUGUGAGAGGCAAUAGAAAAAGUUUUCACCUUUGUGAAGAGAGGAAAUUAGGGUUUUUUUUGUUGUUGUUGUUGCUGCUGGGAUUAGUUUCCGGAGAAAAUGAGGAGCAGUCUUCUCUGGAAACCCAUGUCCACGUUCUUGGCCUUGCUGGUGAUUUUCUUCCCCUUUUCAUUUUCCCGGAAAGUGUUUCCCGGGAUCGUCUUCCCAGACAGAGCUGUUCUUCUCGAGCUGAACCCUGAUGGGAUACCCUCGAGCUUGGAUUCCGACAGCUCAAACCACUGUUCCUGUUGCGACGUCUCCUGCAACUCCAUAGGCUGCGAUGCAGAACGAGUUGGCCUUGACCUUGCGGGUUUAUCUUCCGAUUCCCGUAGUUCAGGAGGCGAAAUCUCGCCUGCUAGCGGUAAAACCGCUGGGAUUAGGGUUUGGUUGCUUGAUUUCAGCGAUCUGAGAGGUGAAUUACCCCCUGAGAUUUCGGGAUUGGAGAAGCUGGAGGUGAUUGACCUUCAAGGUAAUAGCUUUCUCGGGAAAUUCCCGGAAAGUUUUCCUGGGUUGGAGGGAAUCAGUGUUUUGAAUCUAGGGCUCUAUCGGAUCGUCAAGUCAAGGAACAUUGAUCUGUCGGAAAUGUUUGAUCUUAGCCUCGUAAGAUGCCUGAAACUGAAGGACAAUGCUCUAACUUUGAAGCUUGCUGACCUGGUUAGGGAUGAUGUUCUUGGAACUUCGAGGAACCGAGUCAAGAUCAGGAAACUUAUGGGGCUCGACGACGGAGACGAGGGCGCGAAUUUGGAUAACGGAAUGAGCGAAUCUCCUCCGGGAAAAGAUGGGUUGUACCCGAUAGAGAUCGCUUCGAUCGUGUCAGCUUCAGUCAUUGUCUUUGUCCUCCUCGUACUCGUUGUCUUGUUCUUCUACACGAGGAAAUGGAAGAGAAGUUCUCAGGUUCAGGUAUCUGAACCGAGGGAGAUCAAACUGUUUGUCGAUAUCGGGGUUCCAUUAACGUACGAGAAAAUCGUCAGGGCAACCGGAUGUUUCAGCAACUCGAACUGCAUUGGCCAUGGCGGAUUCGGUUCCACAUACAGAGCCGAAAUAUCUCCGGACACAACAGUAGUCGCUGUCAAGAGACUCUCUGUCGGAAGAUUCCAAGGGGUUCAACAGUUCCACGCUGAGAUAAUGGCGCUCGAAGUGGUGCGACACCCGAAUCUCGUAACCCUAAUCGGGUACCAUGCGAGCGAGACCGAGAUGUUCCUCGUUUACAAUUACUUACCCGGAGGAAACCUUGAGGAUUUCAUCAAAGAAAGAUCCGAACCCGCUCUCGACUGGAAGAUCCUUCACAAGAUUGCUUUGGACGUUGCCCGAGCUCUCGCCUACCUCCACGAGCAAUGCUCGCCCAAAGUCCUGCACCGAGACAUCAAACCGAGCAACAUACUCCUCGACGAUCAAUACAACGCGUAUCUGUCUGAUUUUGGCCUGUCCAGACUCGUGGGAGCUUCGCAGACCCAUGUCACGACAGGAGUGGCUGGAACAUUCGGGUACGUGGCUCCAGAAUACGCGAUGACAUGCCGGGUGUCGGAAAAGGCGGACGUUUACAGCUACGGGAUAGUGCUUCUCGAGCUGAUAUCGGAUAAAAAGGCAUUGGAUCCGACUUUCUCGUGCCAAGAGAACAUCGUGUCGUGGGGACAUGCGAUGUUAAGACAAGGCAAGGCCAAGGAUGUUUUUGCGAAAGGGCUGUGGGAGAAAGAGACGUCGGGUCGUCGGGAUGAUCUGGUGGAGGUUCUGCAUUUGGCACUGAGGUGUACGGUCGAGAGCCUGUCGACUCGGCCGACGAUGAAACAGGUGGUUCAACAGCUGAAACGGAACAGACCCUCUUGAAGGAAGACAGUGUUUGAGAACUGUAACUAGGUCUCUCGGUCUGUAUAUGGAGACAUCAGAGUUAAGAUGUUAAGCUUCUUUUGUUCUUGUAGUCUCUUGUUAGCGCUGUUGUAUGCUGCUUCUCAAAAGUUAAUUUCACUAAUUGACUAAAAAGACCCAAACUUUACCGGAUUUGGAUGAUAU